UACCGCCGGCGAGGUGUGAGGAAAAUCAUGGAAAAACCAAAAAAAUAAUAAAAAAAAUAUCGCGUUUUAAGUUUCACUUACAAUAAAUUAAAAACAGGAAAUUUAAUGCUCGCUAUUUUUUGUUUCGGAUUUAUAUUAAUUAAAUUUUUCGAAAUCUUUUGAUGUGCAAAUUUUCAUCGAUAUAAGGAUAAUUUUAAACACGCACUGCCCUAAAUAGUAACGAAAUGAUUUCGAAACGUGAAUGGUAGAGACAAAGUGUUAGUAAUUUAAAAAAAAAAAGAACUUUUAUAAUAAUUUCAAAAGUGCCAAAAAUAAGCAGAAAUGAAGUGGAAGAAACAGACCCUAGUGUCAGGGGAUACUUCGGAAGGGGAUAUUGGACAUAGCUACUUGGGAACACUUAUGUAUGGUCGUUAUCAACGCGACCUAAGUGAAGCGGCCAGAGAAGAAGCUAGAAGACUUAGAAGACUAAGAAAAAGAAGACGGAAAGAUGACAAACUUCGGCAAAAAGAACUGGAGGCCACAGGCAAACAUCGACCUAGGGGGAAGUUUUUUAAAGUUUUAGGUUACGUGUGGAGGCAUACGUUCGCGCGGCUGGGCGAGGACUGGGUCUUCCUGGCGCUGCUCGGCAUCAUCAUGGCGAUCCUCAACUUCGCGAUGGACAAAGGCAUCGCUGUCUGUAACAAUGCACGUAUGUGGAUGUACAAAGACUUGGCCACGUCUACUUUUAGUCAAUACGUAGCGUGGGUGUCCCUCCCUGUAUGUUUAAUUCUCUUCGCCGCUGGAUUCGUCCACAUAGUCGCCGCUCAGAGUAUCGGUUCCGGUAUACCAGAAAUGAAGACAAUAUUAAGAGGAGUUAAUUUGAAAGAAUACCUAACAUUCCGUGCUUUAAUAUCUAAGCUUAUUGGUCUCACUGCUACUCUAGGAUCUGGUUUGCCGCUUGGCAAAGAGGGUCCAUCAGUUCACAUAGCAUCAAUGGUAGCUAGUCUGCUGUCCAAACUGGUGACAACGUUCCAAGGCAUCUACAGUAACGAGUCGCGUACCACUGAGAUGUUGGCAGCCGCUUGCGCUGUGGGAGUUGCUUCGUGUUUCGCCGCUCCUGUUGGAGGAGUGCUGUUUUCCAUAGAAGUAACCACCACGUACUUCGCAGUGCGGAACUACUGGCGCGGGUUCUUUGCCGCGUGCUGCAGCGCUAUCAUGUUCCGGCUGCUGUCAGUUUGGUCGGGCGCCAUGCCCACCGUCAAGCCACUGUUCCCCACCAAUCUCCCGCAGGAUUUCCCCUUCGACCCGCAGGAGUUCGCCGUGUUCGUGCUGCUGGGUAUCGUGUGCGGUCUCAUGGCUGCCCUGUGGGUGUACCUCCACCGCCAGUACGUGCUAUUCAUGCGAAACACCAAGGUCCUCAGCAACUUCUUGCAGAAGAAUCGCUUCAUCUACCCGGGCUUCAUGACGCUAGCGGUGAUGUCGAUCCUGUUUCCCCCGGGUAUCGGGAAAUACAUGGCCGCCGACCUGGGCAACCAGGAACAGGUGUUGUCUCUAUUCGCCAACUUCACGUGGUCGGACUCGCUGACGGCGGAGCAGGCGGCCAUCGUGGACCACUGGCGCACGCCGGAGGUGGACCACUUCGGAUGCCUCAUCAUAUACUUCUUCUCUAUCUUCUUCCUGAGCAUGGUGGCAUGCACGCUGCCGGUGCCGGCGGGCAUCUUCGUGCCGGCGUUCAAGAUGGGCGCGUCGCUAGGCCGCUUCACGGGCGAGGUCAUGCACUACUUCUGCCCGCUGGGCGUGGCCUACGGCGGACACAUACAGAAGAUCUUGCCGGGCGGCUACGCGACGGUGGGAGCGGCGGCGUUUACUGGCGCCGUGACUCACACUGUCUCCACUAUUGUCAUCUGCAUCGAGAUGACGGGCCAGGUGACGCACCUGCUGCCGAUAAUGGCGGCAGUGCUAGCGGCCAACGCGACGGCAGCGCUACUGCAGCCCUCGUGCUUCGACAGCAUCAUCCUCAUCAAGAAGCUGCCGUAUCUGCCCGACCUGCUGUCUUCAGCCAGCCGUAUGUACGACAUCUGUGUGGAAGACUUCAUGGUGCGCGACGUGAAGUACAUCUGGAACAGGAUGACCUUCCAGCAGUUGAAGGACAUCCUCAAAGAGAACAAGACGAUCAAGAGUUUCCCCCUGGUAGACAGUCCUUCAUCCAUGGUACUGUUGGGCUCCAUACACCGCUGGGAGCUGGUGCGAGUUAUCGAGCUGCAAGUGGGGCGCUCCAGGCGCCUGCAGGUGGCAGCGUUGUGGCAGCGGGAGGCAGAGGCAGCCAGGAGAAGAGACGAGGAGAAGAGAAAGACUAGAAGACCGUCAAGAUUCGAGGUGACUCCAGCACCUGACAUGCUGCAGGUGCCGGGCGGCAUGACGCGCGGCGGCUCGCUCACCACGCAGGACCAGGGCGGACUCAUCCCUGCCCCAGGACAGCUCUUCCGGCCCAAGUCGAUCCUCAAGAAGACCAACUCGUUCACACUGACGCGCGGGCUGGUGUCGCCCGGCAGCGGCCCGCAGACGCCCGUCGCGCUGCACCCGUCGGUGUACACCACCGUCACCGGCGCGGAGACCAGGAUCCGCGCCGCCUUCGAAGCCAUCUUCAAGCGCUCGACGCUGCUGCCCGACGUGGAGAGCGGGCUCACGGAGCAGCUGGGCGGCCUGCCGCGCAGCCCCUCCAUCAACAAGAAGGUGCAACUGCCUCGUGAACGCGUGUGCGACAUGUCUCCCGAGGACCAGAAGGCGUGGGAGCAGCUGGAGAUGGCCAAAGAGAUCGACUUCGACCGGAUGCUGCAGAUCGCCAGGAAACGAGAGCUGCACCACGAUGACUCGGAGUACGAGGACGAGACCUUGUACAUCUGCCACAUCGACCCCGCGCCCUUCCAGCUAGUGGAGCGGACCUCACUGCUCAAGGUACAUUCGCUGUUCUCCACGCUGGGAGUGAGUCGCGCCUACGUCACGGCCAUCGGACGACUCAUUGGAGUGGUGUCUCUAAAAGAGCUUCGGAAAGCGAUAGAAGACGUCAACUCCGGCGCACUGACGCCGCUGACGCGCCCGGAGCCGCCGUCGUUGCCGUCGCCCAUGAUGAUCAAAGUGCCGCGCUCCGAGCCCGCGCCGCCGUCCGACAAAGACACCGACAAGCUGACCACGCACUGAACGCCUCCGACACGACACGGUGAGUAGAUAGUCGCUGCCGUCGCCCAUGAUGAUCAAAGUGCCGCGCUCCGAGCCCGCGCCGCCGUCCGACAAAGACACCGACAAGCUGACCACGCACUGAACGCCUCCGACACGACACGGUGAGUAGAUAGUCGCUGCCGUCGCCCAUGAUGAUCAAAGUGCCGCGCUCCGAGCCCGCGCCGCCGUCCGACAAAGACACCGACAAGCUGACCACGCACUGAACGCCUCCGACACGACACGGUGAGUAGAUAGUCGCUGCCGUCGCCCAUGAUGAUCAAAGUGCCGCGCUCCGAGCCCGCGCCGCCGUCCGACAAAGACACCGACAAGCUGACCACGCACUGAACGCCUCCGACACGACACGGUGAGUAGAUAGUCGCUGCCGUCGCCCAUGAUGAUCAAAGUGCCGCGCUCCGAGCCCGCGCCGCCGUCCGACAAAGACACCGACAAGCUGACCACGCACUGAACGCCUCCGACACGACACGAGUAUGAGACGACACCAACGACCCAGUCAAUAGAGACAGAGCAGCCGGCGUUAUAAAUAAGGCGUCCUAGGGAAGUAUAUAAAUAUUAGUCACAAAAUACUACGUAUACGAGGUUCAAAGUGAACCCCUUUAACUGAACUAGUCCAGUGAGUGGAGGUUAAUUAAUUUGAUUUUAUAUAAUUAACAAUAAUGAAAAAUAUGUACCUUGAUGUACCAUACGUAUUAAGAUACCGUAAAGAUUUUCUGACUAUAGUGUUUUUGGUAUGAGAUAAAUCACGUACCCCCACUGAUUGGAUUAUAUUUAUUUAUUAUAAUUAUAAAAUAUUUAUUGUUGGACUACCCUACCUAGUUGUAAAAUCUUUUUAGAGUCGACAAAUGGUCAUUUUUCACCUGUUUAAGGUCACAAAGGUUGUGUAUGUAAUUUAAAUUGUUUAUUUAUAUACUAUAAAAAAAUAUGUGAAAUAUUCCAAAUUUUUUGAAAAUUAGAAUGCUGUUAGAGAUUUUUAAAAAAAUAUUGUUCUAUGAUUAUCGUAAAUGUAAAGUUUAUGUCAUUACUAGUUAAAACCCACCAUGCUGCCCUAAAGUGGGUCGGUGGGCUUAGGUUGUAUUUAUGUAAAAUUGUACAUAAUAUUUCAAAUUAUGUAUGUCAUUAAAAUCUCAACAGCAUUCUAUAUUUUUAACCAAAAUCGAAGGCUUGUGAUUGAUGAAAUCAUUCCAAAAUAUAUAUUUAAAAAAUUUAGUUUGUAAGUAAUAAUUUAAAUGUUAUUUAUAGAAACAAAACCUGCCAAGUCUAAAAGACAUUGAAGGAAUGUUGUUGCUAAAAGAAAUCAAAAUGUGCCAUUCCAUUUUAACAUAGAUUAAAAAUCAUACAGUUCUUAAGACGCUUUGAGUUUAUUUAUUAACCAAACUGUGUUGGUGAUUUUUUUAAAUAGAUUAAAUACCAAAUAAUUAAAUUUGGAAAUUACUUAAUUGUCACAAAAAUCGAAUUGAUCUAACUAUGGAAAUGGAAUUGAAAAUAUUUAUUGAUAUUUUUCUAUUGCACCGUCACAAAUUCUUAAUCGAACAAAAUUUGAAAAACGGUCUUAACCAUUAUCAUCACACAGUAAUAUACAUAAAUAAUUUCGGAAUUAUGUAUAUUUUUUCAAUAUUGAAUUAUAUAGAUUUUUAUUGUGUGUACAGACGUACCUUAUAGACAUAUACACUAGGUGGUCUCGGAAAUUAUAAACAAACUGGUAAAAAACGCGUUUUACGAACUGUAUGAUUGCUAAGCUGUGAAUUACUCAUUAGCGUGAACUUACGCUUGAUUAUUUUACAUUUAAAAAAAAAUUAGCUAUUAAGAUAAUGUAUUUUUAUGCAAAGUGAAGUGAAAAUAAAUACGAGCCAAGCGCACAAACACUGUGAUGUCUAUAAAUACAUUAACCCCUAUAUUUAUAAACAUGGAAUAAGAUAAUAAUAAAAAGGUCUAUUUUCUUCAAAGUAAAGUGGACCUAAUUACGGCUUUUUAAAGUUCACUUUACUUUGAAGAAAUUUAAAGUUUACCUCCUAAUCCUUGUAUAUCCGUAUUAGUGAUACGUAAAUAAAAUUGACUUUUUGAAUUUGCUUUAAUCGGGCUGAGAUUUUUUUGUUACUCAAAACUCAAAACUCAAUAGGUAUUUAAAAACUUAAUCCGGGAUUACCUAAUCAUUACAAAAACGCAUGUUUUAAAUGACGUAAUCUAUAAGUUUCUAAAUGUGAAUUGCAUAAUUUUAUAGUCUUUUUUUGUAUAAUUUUGAGUUGUUUUAAACAACUACUUCUACAACUAUACAUUAAUGUAUAUUAGGUAAAUGAGUCCACCAGUGGCGCUGACAUGCGACCAAGUGAAGGGAAGAAGACAAAUGUCGACCACUAGCGGCGGAGAUAUCCCAGUCACAUUUCUUUUGUCGCAGCUCAAUGAAAGAUAUUUUUGGUUGAUCCGUUAUUGGUUGAAAGGAGAUGUCCCAAAAUCGCCCCAGGAGAAAUGAAAAAUACCAGAAAACAUAAAUAAUUAUAUAUAUAUAUAUUUUUCUUUUUGUUACCUCAUAAGUACGUCAUUUCUUAACCAAUUUUAAAAAUUCUUUUGUUUGUUUGAAAGAGUAUACUUCCUCCUUCUUAAAAUUAGAUUGGCCCCAUCUAAUUUUAAUAAAAACCGGUUCAGUAAUCGAAAUUGCUCGUACGGUGGCGUUUCGUUUACUACACUAAAACCAGAAAAAAAAAAUUAAAAAAAGAAUUUAACCGACUUCAGAAUUACAAAAAUAAAUAAGCGAAAUAUAACAUCGUAUGUGCUACCUUUAAAUCAUAAAGUUUUAGGAUUUUCAGACAAUUAUGUCUCAUGGUUCUUUCUUUCUUUAAUUAAUACGCCACACAAACAUACGCGUCGAAUUAAGAACCUCCACCUUUUUUUAAAGUCGGUUAAUAAAUUCAAUAAAAUCACCUUUCAAGUAUUAUUUUGAAAGCUUUUUAACAGAAAUCUAGGAAAUAGCAGGGUAAUCAAUUUAAUUUUAACCUUUUAUAUAAUGAAGGUCUGAUUGAAGGUUCCAUUGAAGGAAUUGAAUACAAUAACAUCUCACAUAAGUGAGAUGUUAUUGUAUUUAAUACACCAUAACCCCGCUAAACCCAUUAUCUAGGUCCAAAAAAUAAUUUUAUUAAUAUUUAUAGGAAAAUCAACCUAAAGGUUGUAGUUUCAUCAUGGCACAUUAACUUUUUUUCUGGGGCAAACAGUGUAUGGAGAGUGGGACAACUCCUUUCUCUAUAUCUUUUCAGGAGAUCUGCUGUUGGUCGCACGUUAGGUCUGAAGGUGGUUUUGGAUUUUGUGCAUUUUUCAAAGACGAAUGUUUGCUAAAAUUCGUCUAUUCGUGAAGUAGUAAUUUAAUUGUAUUUAGGGUAAGAGUAAGUUUUGUGAGCGCUCGCGCAUGUGAUCUGUUGGCUAUACGUUGUAAACAUUUUAUUGAUGAGUAAUUAUUUUAUUUAAUAAAUGAUGUGUUGUGCGUUGAA
This is a messenger RNA of Bicyclus anynana (squinting bush brown), 6689 nucleotides long. It is a transcript of the gene ClC-a, whose product is annotated as chloride channel protein 2. The transcript has 25 exons. The coding region runs from base 322 to 3177 and encodes 951 amino acids. Gene Ontology annotation, molecular function: voltage-gated chloride channel activity. The record is from RefSeq and is a predicted model, not a curated record. NCBI's taxonomy places the organism in Eukaryota, Metazoa, Arthropoda, Insecta, Lepidoptera, Nymphalidae. Gene Ontology annotation, biological process: chloride transport; transmembrane transport. Gene Ontology annotation, cellular component: membrane.